CAACAACGCGAAAGGGCGGCCAGAGCAGCGCACGGCAAGACAUAAUAAUGGCGCAUCAGGAUUCUAACCGUGUUAAUUAGAUCCGACGCUCCCUCCGCGAUCCUCUUGCAGAUCUGGUGGAGUGGUAAUUUUUCACCAGCUGCGCGUGUCAGCUUACAUGUGGUAUCCUUGCCCGACCACCACCACGGCGACGAAGCGAAUGACCUGGAGACGUGCGUCGUACAGCGCUGCUCGACACCCAACACGAUUCGGCAAUCCGAGCGGGGGUCCAAACAGACAGCGCUUGAUACAUAUACGGGCUUCACAGACGAUCGCGCUGAGGACUGGAGAAAGGGUAUAAGAGGCCAUGCCGCCCGAUAGGUCGUCGUUCACCGCGCUCAACAUCCCCAACAAUGCAGUGCCUGAGUGGAUGGGGUCCUUCAGCCUCGCGGCGCCGCCCAACACCGACCUCUGGCGCAAGCCGCCGAGCCGCGACACGUCGACGGCCCCGAUCCUCUACACCGCGUUGCGCAGCCCGUUCAUCGCGGCCGAAGUGACAGUGUCGGCGGACUGGGAGCUGGAAUGGGACCAGGGCGGGCUGGUGAUAUUCGCAGGGGCUCCGCCGGGGAGAAUUGCGGCAACCGCAAGCAGCGCGACGGGGGCAGGAACGACGGACGCAGCUGCGACGACGACGACGGCGACUCCCCCGAAUCCGAACGCGCCUUCCAAUCUCGCACCACCAGCAGGCGCGCCCCCCAGCACGGCAACCGCGAACAACGGUGCGGGGCAGCAGCAAUCGGCGGUUACACACGGUGCGCCCCCCGCAUACGCUGCCUCUGUCCCUCCUGCACCCGCCUCCAAAUGGGUCAAGGUCGGGCUCGAGUUCUGCAACAACGCCUGCCACGCUACCUCUGUGUGCGCGACCUCUGACGGCGCCGAUUGGGCUCUCACGGCCCUGCCUCCGCAUCACGCGCGCCGCCUCGACCUGCGCGUAAAGAUCGAGCGCAUCGGCUACGCCCUGUGGGUCUGGUACGAGGACGCCGUAUCAGGCUGGAAGAAGCUGCGCGAAGUAACGUGGUUCUUCUGGGGCGUUGAGGACAAGCAGGUCCGCGUGGGCGUGUAUGCGAGUCGGCCGGCGAACUUCGGGACCACCGUGUUUGAGAGGAGGAAUGGGGGGCCGAGUGUGACACAGCGGAAUCUGUGUGUGGAUUUUGAGGCAUUGGAGAUAUUCUGAAGAUUCAAAUUGAGGCGCGGGUUAGGGUUGAGGUUGCUUCGUUUGGAUCGAUAUUGGUUCUGGUUGUUCAUUCAUCUUGGAGGAAUUGGACUAGGAUGAUACCUCACAUUGAACAGCUGUUUCUUUCCACUUUCUUCAUUUCUUAGUCUCCAUUUACUCGAUUCAUUCUCCUCCAAUUCUUCUAGCAUAGAUUAGU
Lindgomyces ingoldianus is the source of this 1409-nucleotide messenger RNA. RefSeq lists its product as uncharacterized. The record is from RefSeq and is a predicted model, not a curated record. Bases 347 to 1213 code for a protein of 288 amino acids. Lineage: Eukaryota; Fungi; Ascomycota; Dothideomycetes; Pleosporales; Lindgomycetaceae. The transcript has a single exon.